This is a messenger RNA of Stylonychia lemnae, 423 nucleotides long. The record is from the annotation of a GenBank genome assembly. Lineage: Eukaryota; Ciliophora; Spirotrichea; Sporadotrichida; Oxytrichidae.
AUGUAGCAAAGAAAAGUGGAGCAGUCAUUUAAGCGUUAGUAUUAUGAAAUAAUAGACGCCAAAGAUAUGAUCAAGGAGGAAUUGUCAGUAGGUACUGUAAUUUUCAAUAUGAAGUCUACCAUGCAACUAAGAAAUUUCCAAGGAACAAUGCAUGGAGGAUGCAUAUUUGCAUCAAUUGAUUCUUUAGUAUGCACAGCAGUAUAUAGUUUUGAUUAAAGACCAGUCAACGUAAUCAAACAAGAUGUUGAGUAUAUCAAUGCCGUCCCACUCGAAGUUGAACUCUAGGUUAAAGUUCUUGUUAGAAAAAUUAGUAAGAACUUUGCAUUUGUCGAGACUGUGAUUAUUAAUGAUAAUAAAGCCCCUCACAGAAUUCUAUGCAGAGGUAGCACAGUUUUAGAAUUUGAACAAAAGGCCAAAUUGUGA